Molecule: messenger RNA, 560 nt
Organism: Dentiscutata heterogama
Lineage: Eukaryota; Fungi; Glomeromycota; Glomeromycetes; Diversisporales; Gigasporaceae
Source: the annotation of a GenBank genome assembly
AUGACUUCUAAACUUGGAAAAAAAUAUAAUAUGUUUUACGUAGAUCUUAUGAAAUGCUUAAACUAUUAUAUUGAUCAAAACGAGUUUGAGGAUCUGUGGAAUUGUAUAAUAGAAAAUGAUAACUAUGCUGAGACAAAGUCGUACCUGGAAGUUCUUAGAGAAUCAACGAACAGUCUUUUAAAGGGCUUCAUAGACUGUAAAACAAGGCUCAUAGAAUUUUUGGCAGCUUUUGAAUGUGCACUUUAUUUUCGCAAAGAGGCAGAACAUAUUUCUGCUUACAAAGAGCUUAAAUUUGAGACAGAAUGGAGUGAAAAGGAUGCAUAUGCGUGUGAGGAAAUAACAGAUGACAAUGGAGUGCGUUGUUUUAAGCUAUCACGUUACGAAAGGCCUGACGUUAUACAUCGUGUCUGCUAUGAUAGCAAGGUACUUGCUUGUUGCUGCCGCAAUCUCGAAUUUGCUGGAAUAGUUUGUUGCCAUUCUCUUGCAGUUGCAGUUCAUCUGUCUCUCGCUCAACUCGAUCUUGUUUACUUUCCAAAAUGCUGGCGAAAGGACCUGCCUGA